ACAGUGUUUUUUAGCGGUUUAUGAGUAACAAAGAGUCGCUCUUACAAAUUUGUAAAGGUUUAUAUAAAGUAAACAAUUAUUUAUGAAUAUAUCUCAUUUAGUGGCUGUUUCUAGACAUAGUGAAGGAAAUCGGACGAUGAUGGAGGAUAAUGACGACGGCACUGAACAUCCCAACCCUUGGGAGCCCAAUGAAAAUACUGGUUUAUUGAAUGAUAACAAUCAGACCUAUUUUGCCGAUGAUAGAAUUGUAGUUCCGGAUGAUGAUAAUACCAAAUUCAGCUUUAAAAAAUUAUGGGCAUUCACAGGACCGGGUUUCUUGAUGUCUAUAGCUUUUCUGGACCCAGGAAAUAUAGAGAGCGAUUUGGAAUGCGGGUCUAUAGUGGGCUACAAACUAUUGUGGAUUUUACUUUGGUCUACAGUCCUAGGCUUACUAAUCCAAAGGCUAUCUGCUAGACUGGGCGUUGUAACAGGUUUACAUCUGGCUGAAAUGUGCUAUAAAAAAUACAAAAAGGUGCCCAGGCUUAUUAUAUGGCUUAUGAUAGAAAUUGCUAUUAUUGGUUCUGAUAUGCAAGAGGUUAUAGGAACAGCAGUUGCUAUUUAUCUGUUGUCUAAUAGAUAUAUUCCUAUAUAUGGUGGCGUUAUUAUAACAAUAAUAGACACUUUCACAUUUCUAUUUCUGGAAAACUACAGUCUAAGAAAAUUGGAAGUAUUCUUUGGAUUUCUCAUAACUGUUAUGGCUAUAUCUUUUGGAUAUGAAUACGUAGCGUCAAAGCCGGACGAAAUAUCUAUUAUACAGGGUGUUGUGGUGCCUUGGUGCAAAAAUUGCGACAAUAGAGCUUUACUACAAGCGGUAGGAAUUAUAGGGGCCAUUAUAAUGCCGCAUAAUUUGUUUUUACACUCAGCCCUAGUAAAAUCAAGAGAGAUUGACAGAACAAAGCCGAAAAAAGUCAGUGAAGCCAACUUUUAUUAUUUCAUUGAAUGCGGUAUAGCUGUAUUUAUAAGUUUUAUAAUAAACUUGUUUGUAAUAUCUGUAUUUGCCAAAGGAAUGUACCAAAAAACAAAUAGGGAAGUUCACGAUUUGUGUCUCAAAUAUCCAUCCAUUAAUGCUUCUAUAUUUCCUGUGAAUGAUGAAUACGUUGAAGCUGACUUAUACAAAGGGGGAAUUUUUUUGGGGUGCACGUACGGCUUGGCAGCAAUGUACAUAUGGGCCGUAGGGAUUCUGGCCGCGGGUCAGAGCUCUACAAUGACAGGUACUUACGCCGGUCAAUUCUCAAUGGAGGGCUUCCUAAACCUCCAAUGGCCAAGAUGGCGCCGAGUUUUACUAACUAGAUCCAUAGCAAUAGUGCCAACUUUCAUAAUAGCAUUUUACAGAAAUUUGGACGAUUUGACUAGCAUGAACGAUAUUUUAAACGCUGUAAUGAGUUUGCAGCUGCCAUUUGCAGCCAUACCGUGCAUUGCUUUCACCAGUGACCCGACAAUAAUGGGGGAAUUCGUUAAUGGAAUAUUCAAUAAAUUCAUAAACAUAGUGAUGAGCCUAUUUGUCAUAGUAAUAAACACAUACUUCGUCGUAACCCUAUUACUUGGCAUCGAAUUAACUUGGUACUACAUACUUUUGGCGGUAAUUUUUGCCGUUUUCUAUCUUUUAUUUUGUUUGUAUUUGAUUUUGCACCUAAUUGCCUCUAUGGGUUUGAGUUUAAGAACAAAAGGUUUUAUUAAAAAAUAUGUAAUGUGUUAUGAGGAACCUAAAACAAACGAGGAAGGGACGUCUAGUUAUGGUUCAAUGCAAGUUAAUGCUUAAAUAUAUUUUUUGUACAUAAAACAAUAUAUGUUUACUAUUUUUAU
Messenger RNA from Brassicogethes aeneus, 1842 nucleotides. The record is from the annotation of a GenBank genome assembly. NCBI's taxonomy places the organism in Eukaryota, Metazoa, Arthropoda, Insecta, Coleoptera, Nitidulidae.